AGUGUUAUUUGAUCUUUGUGAUAACAAUCUUCCGCAAUGGGAACGAAGUUUUUAGCUCUAGGUUUGUCUCUUUGUCUCGUUCUCUCAAGCUUCUAUGAAGUUUCUUGUCAGGAUGAAGGAACUGGAGGUUUGAGUGUAGGUCUAAUCGAGCAUGAAUAUCAAGCUAAUGUCAAUUCUCUCCAAGGCAAUGAAGCAUCAGAUCAAACUGAGACCAGUGGUCAGAAAAACAGCACAGUGACUGAUAACAACACUAUAUCUCUGUCUCUAACUGAAGAAUCAGUGGAAACUCUUAAAGAAUCUGAAGACACAUCAGCUCAGGUAGGAGCUGUUACUGAUGAAGUCCAGAAAAGUUCGAGUAUGUUGGACCAUAUCGAACUUGAGUUCGAAGCCCAUGUCAAUGAACUUAAAAAGGCUGGAUCUGAUGUUAUCAACAAAGUUGAUAGAUCUAAGGAUGAUGAAGAAGCUGUUAGGAGACAUAAAAUGUUGGAAGCCAUUGAGCGCGAGUUUGAAGAGUUACUUGCAGCUGCUGCUGCUGGAUUUGAACAACUAAAGAUUGAUGAUUCCACCCAAGGAAUAGAUGAUGAACAAUCUGCAAAGAGACAAAGCAUGUUGGAUGAGAUUGAACGUGACUUUGAAGCUGCUACAAAGGGUCUUGAACAAUUAAAGGCUGAUGAUUUAACAGGAGUCAAUGAUGAAGAACACGCUGCAAGGAGAGAAAAGAUGCUAGAAGAGAUCGAAAGAGAGUUCGAAGAAGCUACAAAAGGUCUUGAAGAACUAAGGCACUCAACCUCAAGCACAGAUGAUGAAGCACACUCUGCAAAGAGAGAGAAUAUGCUAGAUGCAAUUGAACGCGAGUUUGAAGCUGUUACCAGUGGUCUUAAAGGGCUAAAGAUUAAUGCUCACACUGUCAAAGAUGAAGAUGAUUCAGAAAAAGCUGCCAAGAGACAAAGUAUGCUAGAUGCAAUUGACCGCGAUUUUGAAGCCGUUACUGAGAGUUUUAAGCAACUUGAAGAUCUCGCCGAUAGCAAACAGGAGGGAGACCAAUCUGCAACGAGGCAAAGUAUGUUGGAUGAGGUUGAACGUGAAUUUGAAGCCGUUACUGAGAGUUUUAAGCAACUUGAAGAUCUCGCCGAUAGCAAACAGGAGGGAGACCAAUCUGCAACGAGGCAAAGUAUGUUGGAUGAGGUUGAACGUGAAUUUGAAGCUGCUGCAAGUAACCUGAAGCAGCUAAAUCUUGACGACUUCACAGAAGGAGAUGACGCUGCACAAUCUGCAAAGAGAAAUAGCAUGCUUGAAGCUAUUGAACGAGAGUUUGAAGCCGCUACAAAAGGACUUGAAGAGUUAAAGACUAACGAUUCAACCGAUGGCAAGGAUGAUGAUGAACAUGCUGCAAGGAGAAAAAGUAUGCUUGAUGCUAUUGAACUCGAGUUUGAAGCCGCAACAAGAGGCCUUAAUGAGAUAAAGAAUGAAUCAAAACAAGAUGAAAACAAGAGAAGCAUUAUGUUGGAAGCAAUCGAACGCGAAUUUGAAGCUGUUACAAUUGCAAAGACUAAUGGAGAUGACUCUGCAAAGAGUACGUCAACCAUAACUGUAGCGCAGAAAACUUAUGCCGGAAACAGUGCUGGUUUAGAAGGUCUUCUAAAGCCUGCAGAUGGUGUAUGUGGUUGUUUUAACCAAGACAAAGAUGGUCUUAAGGCAGACACAGAUUCUUCGAUUAACAUAGCGGAGAUACUCGCUGAAGAAUCCAAAUCCCAGGGCUCAGAGACUUCUCGCCUCACCAUGUCAUUGAACAAUCUUGUUCAUACCCAUAGAGAACAAACGUCCUCAAAGGUAAGCUCAGUCCUUGGCUCAUCAUCGGUUACUUCUACCACAAGCGAAUCAUCCGCUACAUCAGAGAGCAUAGAGGGAUUGAAGCUAACCCUAAAGAAGCUGCGCGGUCUAAGUGCACGUGAUCUCGUAAACCAUCCAAACUUCGAUGAGAUUAUAGCAGCCGGUACACGUUACGAGGUACUCAGCUCAGCUUCUAUUGGUUACAUCUCUUUGCUAGCCAAAUACAAAACCGUCAUUAAAGAAGGACUCGAGGCUUCUCAGAGAGUCCAGAUUGCUCAAACCCGAGCCAAACUGUUGAAAGAAACCGCAAUGGAGAAGCAGAGAUCCGUAGACUCGGUCUUUGCAUCGGCAAAGAUCACGGCUCAACGUGGAGACGCGUUGCACAUCAGAAUCGUUGCGAUCAAGAGACUGCUGGCGAAGCUAGAAGCAGAGAAAGUGAACGUUGAUUCAAAGUUUACGUCGUUGACGACGAGUCUGUCACAGCUUCUCAAGGAGGCUUCCCAGGCCUACGAAGAGUAUCACGAGGCGGUGCGUAAGGCAAAGGACGAGCAAGCGGCAGAGGAAUUUGCACUAGAGACGACCAAGAGAGCAGAACAGAUAUGGGUUGAGUUUCUUAGUUCGCUUAAUUGAGCUAAUGAGAUUCUUGAUUGUAUUUAAAGCACAUGUUCAAUUAGUUGUGGUUCUUGUGUUUUAUUUCCUGGUCUUGUUUUGUUUGAGACUUUGUUUGUUGGUUAUAUCAGGUGAGAGAGGUUGAAAGAUCUUUGAGAGAGAGAUAAACUGAGAAAUUUGUUACAAAAUAAUGUAUUAGUCGAUCGUCUUAUAAUAAAACUUUUU
Molecule: messenger RNA, 2664 nt
Organism: Camelina sativa (false flax)
Lineage: Eukaryota; Viridiplantae; Streptophyta; Magnoliopsida; Brassicales; Brassicaceae
Source: RefSeq, a predicted model, not a curated record